Molecule: messenger RNA, 1326 nt
Organism: Penicillium canescens
Lineage: Eukaryota; Fungi; Ascomycota; Eurotiomycetes; Eurotiales; Aspergillaceae
Exons: 3
Coding region: 1-1326 (441 amino acids)
Source: RefSeq, a predicted model, not a curated record
AUGCUCCGGACAAUUCCUCCGUCUCUUAUUGUCAACUCACCGGGUCUACUUGGGUGCUUUCGCGGCUUUGUGUUCCAAUGCACAGAAACCGAACGACGGAUCCUCUUCGACUCGCCAUCAUAUCAGGAAGGGGCAGCUACCAUGGCCUUGGAAGUAGAAAGGUCUAUGGAAUCUUGUCAACAAGUUUUUUCGCUUGAUAUCACCCCCUUCAUAGCUGAAGCUGCAUCAAGCCCUGUUGUGAUUGGUCUGGAACAGAGGACUUGUUUCCCUUCCACUCCAGAGGAAUCGGAGACACCCAACUUCUCGCUGGUUGCUUCUGAACUGUCUCCAUCCGUUUCCUCCCAGCCAGACGGGGUGGUUGAGACCGGCUCUACCGAUGCGGCCUAUGCUCCUCUGGAGAACCAUACGAAUGCGGCGGCUUUCUUCAGGGCCAGAUUGGGAUCUCGAAACUCAAGGGCAACCUAUCUAGCCCGGGCGCUCCAGGGUUUAAUCAAUGCCAUGGAACUCGAUGGAGCAACAUACGCGAAUCUUUGGUCCACUCGGGAAAGGAUUUUCUCCGGCGUUGGUACAAGUCCAGUCGCUCGCUUUCAGAGACUGUUUCAUGGUUUUCUUCGGGUGAAGCGUGGCCGCGAUGAUUAUGAUUGUGCAAGUCGCCUCUUUCACAUAUUCUUGGAUCAUGAUCUUGAACAGUUGGCGACCUCUGACCUCCUCCGCUUAUCCCGUGGCCGUGGCAGAAAGUCUGCCGCUUUGUCUUUGCAGGCAGCAAGCAUAUCAGCCUCCAUAGGCGCUGUAAAAGCCGAUCGUAAGGCUGGCCAAAGGUACAUGCAAAUUCUGAUGGAUGCCGGCCCGGGGCUAUUGCUCAUGCUUGGUAGCCAGAUAAACACAGUGUGGGAAAGAAAACUAAGUAAGGGAGAUGUCUCUCUUCUAUUGGAAUAUCUCAGGUUGCAGCGGCCUGAAAUCCUGGAGAAAGGCUGCUCACUGGACAAGGUGGCAACAGCAUUGAUUCUUCAGGGUUUCUUAGCGUAUGGCUGGACGUACAAGGAACUUUCCGAACGCCCGUCUAGAGUGGUGAACCGACUGCGCUCGUACAUCGAUGUUGCAGAACUAGCAUCACGGCAUGAUAUAGAUGCUAUCGCUCUUGGUCAACCCCUCGGUUGCACCUUACUCGCGCCGGUCAGCUAUGACGGAGAUAACACUCCGGAUAACGCACAGCUAAAGUGCUUCAACUCUGCAUCCUGUCAGGCUCAUGAAACACGCCUGCACCUGUUUCACUUAAACGUAACAGACCCUCCAUCGGAGAUGGGCGAAAAAAUAUCACGGAGUUGA